Jaminaea rosea is the source of this 1104-nucleotide messenger RNA. RefSeq lists its product as hypothetical. The transcript has 4 exons. The record is from RefSeq and is a predicted model, not a curated record. NCBI's taxonomy places the organism in Eukaryota, Fungi, Basidiomycota, Exobasidiomycetes, Microstromatales. Bases 116 to 949 code for a protein of 277 amino acids.
AAUCGAGCGCACGGGCGUGUUCCUGGGAAUCGCCACUCCAAAUUGUUCCUCGCCUCUAUCUCCGCUUUCUUCCCACUCUACUGGACCCUGUCACUCCCUUCUCGUCCAACCCAACAUGACCACUCCUGAUGUCCGCGGCUCCUCGGAGGAGCUUGGUAUGCUCGAGGUGUACGGCGCACCUUUCUCGACGUUCACUCGUACCAUCACCAUGGCUCUUCACCACCUCCAGCUGCCAUUCGUCUUCCGUCAUCACCCUCCUCAUUCCUCUGAGAUCAAGGCUCACAACCCGCUCGGCCUUGUCCCAGUCCUUGUCCACAGGCCAAACCCUCUCUUCUCGCCCAAGCAGACGUCCCACGUCGCGCUCCCGCAGAUCGUUCUGUACGAGAGUAACGCCAUUCGCCGAUACAUCGACGAUGCUCUCAGCACCAUCGCACACGGCAAAGGCAACAAAGUCUCGGAACUCAACCCUGCCCUGGACUCGCGCGAACCACAAGCCCUCCUCAAGACGGCUGCUUUGCGUGCUUCAGUCGAUCAAAUCGUCAGCAUUGCCAGCACGACCGUGUUCACGGCACUCGAAGCCCGCAUCAUCAAGGUUCGCCAGAGCCUCGAACAGAACAAGGCCGAUGAGGCCACAAUCGGCGUCGCAGUCGAAGAGGCAAUGGAGGGUGGCCAACUCGUCCUCGACCUCCUCGAAGGCUUCAUCAAAGAGAACCAGCAAGCCAACGGCGCUCAUGGUGACUGGUUCGUUGGCGACGAUCUCAGCUGGGCAGAUCUCUACGUAUACCCCAUCCUCGCUGAUCUCAAGAGCAUCCCCGAGGGCCCCAAGCUGCUCUCUAAGACACCUCUUGUCGCAAAAUGGGUGGAGAGGAUGGAGGCUGCCGCGCCUGCUAAGGCUACGUAUGCGCACACUGUGCCCGAUAUGAGGAAGAAGCAGGGAGCAGCUCAGUGAGCAUAUGAAGCAGAUGAGCAGUCUCAAACCUACUCGUGCUGCAAUCAGAAAAGACACCUGGUCUGAUGCUUCGCUCAUGACUCCACAAAAGUAACGUCUCGCCUCUCGUCCAACCCAAUCCUCAAUAGCCUGCCUUUCCAUGGCGCAUCCUCCUG